Messenger RNA from Aphidius gifuensis, 1791 nucleotides. RefSeq lists its product as uncharacterized. Gene Ontology annotation, molecular function: DNA binding. The record is from RefSeq and is a predicted model, not a curated record. The coding region runs from base 1 to 1791 and encodes 596 amino acids. The transcript has 16 exons. Lineage: Eukaryota; Metazoa; Arthropoda; Insecta; Hymenoptera; Braconidae.
AUGGUAAAUGCUGAACAUGAUCCACAAUUAUCUUGUUUAACACCAAUUACAAGUAUUGAAAAUUUAUCAACACAAACAAAAACUUCAACUAUUCAACCAGCAUCGUUUUUGUCAGAACCAACUUUAGAAAAUACUCCAGAAAAUAUUCAACAAACACAGUGGACUGAUUCAACAACAAUAAGUCAUUUGAAUUCAUCAACACAAUUUAAAAAUUUAAACUUUGGGUCAAAGAAAUUUCUAUCAAAACCAACAUCAAAUGUUACUAUGGUAAAUGCUGAACAUCCACAAUCAUCUUGUUCAACACCAAUUACAAAUAUUGAGAAUUUAUCAACACAAACAACAACUUUAACUAUUCAACCAGCAUCAAUUUUGUCAGAACCAACUUUAGAAAAUACUCCAGCAAAUAUUCAACAAACACAGUGGACUGAUUCAACAACAAUAAGUCAUUUGAAUUCAUCAACACAAUUUAAAAAUUUAAACUUUGGGUCAAAGAAAUUUCUAUCAAAACCAACAUCAAAUGUUACUAUGGUAAAUGCUGAACAUCCACAAUCAUCUUGUUCAACACCAAUUACAAAUAUUGAGAAUUUAUCAACACAAACAACAACUUUAACUAUUCAACCAGCAUCAAUUUUGUCAGAACCAACUUUAGAAAAUACUCCAGCAAAUAUUCAACAAACACAGUGGACUGAUUCAACAACAAUAAGUCAUUUGAAUUCAUCAACACAAUUUAAAAAUUUAAACUUUGGGUCAAAGAAAUUUCUAUCAAAACCAACUUCAAAUGUUACUAUGGUAAAUGCUGAACAUCCACAAUCAUCUUGUUCAACACCAAUUACAAGUAUUGAAAAUUUAUCAACACAAACAAAAAAUUCAAGUAUUCAACCAGCUUUGUUUUUACCAAAACCAAUUGAUAUUCGUCAGUCAAAAAAUUUUGAUUCGGGUUCUCUACUCUUGAUUGGUGAGCCUACACCUCUAUCAUCUUCUUUAUCUCUUCGUGCAAAUGCCCUCCAAAACACCGAAAAUAAUCAGAUCGUUCAAAAUGAUUUAGAUCAGGUACAUACUAAUUUACAUGAUGGACGAAAUGAUGCCAAUAGUGUUAUUAAUAAUGAGAUUGUUGAAAACGAUUUACAAAACAGACAAAAUAUCGAUCACGAUAAUGCUAAUAAUGAAAUUGUUGAAAACGAUUUACAAAACAGACAAAAUAUCGAUCAUGAUGAUGCUAAUAAUGAGAUUGUUGAAAACGAUUUACAAAACAGACAAAAUAUCGAUCAUGAUGAUGCUAAUAAUGAGAUUGUUGAAAAUGAUUUACGAAACAGACAAAAUAUCGAUCAUAAUGAUGCUAAUAAUGAGAAUGAACGAGAUGAAAAUAGACCAUUUUCUCAUGAAGUAGAUGGGAUUCAAGUAGGAGAUAACAUCGAUCGUUCAAAUCCUCGGGUUUGGACUCACUUACAUGGAGCAGUAUAUAUCAAACAAGCAAAACUUCGUCGUCUUUGUCUGGAUGGGAAAGCUGAAAAAAGGAACUUAGCCGGAUCAGUCAGUCGACAACUUAUGAACAUGCUGGUACCAAGAGACGUACUAGCUGUCCAUUCGUUGUCUGGCAAAAGUUCCCCAGCUUUUCCAGAUAAACCCCUUUUACCGCGAAUUGAUUCACGGAUUACUGAAGCGAUUUUUCAGUAUAUCAAAAAAGAAAUUAUGCCCAAUGCAGUAAGAGCAGACUGCAAUGCUGGCAUUACUGGCAUCUGUGCUGAUGCAGCUAAAACUUGCAGACGACGUCGUAAUAGAAAUGCCAAUUAA